Molecule: messenger RNA, 6582 nt
Organism: Macrobrachium nipponense
Lineage: Eukaryota; Metazoa; Arthropoda; Malacostraca; Decapoda; Palaemonidae
Product: GPI inositol-deacylase-like
Exons: 16
Coding region: 668-3481 (937 amino acids)
Biological process (GO): endoplasmic reticulum to Golgi vesicle-mediated transport; GPI anchor metabolic process
Cellular component (GO): endoplasmic reticulum
Molecular function (GO): phosphatidylinositol deacylase activity
Source: RefSeq, a predicted model, not a curated record
UACGUUUGUAGUAUUUUACACAAAGGUAGAUACUAUUUAUCCUAGUUUAGAUGGGGACUGGGUUCCGCCCUUUUUUCUUAUUACUGUGAUGAUGUUAGUGGCAAAUUAGAAUGUUACAUGAAAAUAAUCUCUCACCAAAUACUAUUGUACACAAACUGUCAUAGGCUAGGCUAAGACCAAGGCCAGGCCAAGACUGUUUAAUUUGAUUUUGUUUCUCGAGCCCACCAACCUGCUAUAGGUAUAUAUAGGCUACCGUUUAUGGGUUCUUUAGGGAAAUCCAGGAUUUAUAGCCUAGUGUCUUACAAAUUGCACCAACAGGAAUGAUCCAAACUUCUUAAACUACAAAAUGAGGAGUUUGAACAAUGGGUUAGCUAUAGCCUAGUACCUACCUAUGGUUCGUGCAUGUUAUUAGGGUAAACAACCGAGUGGACUGGCCAACUCACCGACUAGGUACCGAGGUUUUGGCCACCCUCCGAAAAAGUACUUUAACACGUUCUGACACCGGAGAUGGUCAUCAAUCAUGAGUUGUUGUUGGUGAUAGCAGGAGCUCAAGACCUCUACUCUCCUUUCGAAACUUUCUCCAUAAGGUGUGGGAGUGUGUAACAUACGGUACACAUUUGGAAUCUGGUUCCUUAAAUAUUGUUGUAAAAUUCAGUACACUUGAGUCAUGGCAUCAAAACUCAAACUUCUACUUGCUGGAGUUCUUUGUGCCCUCCUGAUGGCUGGUGCAUAUGACCACAUCUUCAACAUUGAAACAAACAAAUGUCUCAUGACAUAUAUGUUUGAGUACCCACAGUUCAUUCCUGUAUCCUUCCCAGCACGCAUAAAGAAACUGUUUCCCCAUUAUCAUCUGUAUUCAUAUGGAGAGGGUAAUUACUCUGAUAUACUAAGGGAAGGCUAUUAUGCAGGUAUUCCUGUUCUUUUCAUCCCUGGAAAUGGAGGAUCUUAUAGGCAAGUUCGGUCACUGGCUUCUGUGGCUUAUCGCAAGGCCCUUGAUGAUGAGACAGACUUUGCUUUUAAUUUCUUCACUGUUGACUUGAAUGAGGAAUUGGGUGCAUUUUAUGGUCCAGCACUUAAAAGACAAACUGAAUUUGUUACUUACGCUAUCAGACAAAUCCUAAAGCUUUAUGAUGAUAGAGUAAGGAAGCCAAAAUCAAUUGUCCUUGUGGGUCACUCUAUGGGAGGAAUGGUUGCCAGGGCUCUGCUGGCUUCAGAAAAUGUGACUGCAUCAACAGUACCACUCAUCAUUACCCAGGCUACCCCUCACACUAGACCUGUGGUAACAGUUGAUCAUCACUUGAAGGAAUUUUAUGAGGAAGUGAAUGAUUAUUGGGAAAAGGAGCGAAACUGUACUUUGAAAGAUGUCAUACUGAUAACAGUCGGUGGUGGGAGAAAUGACAUUCAAGUUGCCACUUCACAUAUUAAUACACCAUUUGCUGACAUUGCUACGACAACAUCAAAUGUUCCCCAUUGCUGGUUGACAGCUGACCACCAGGCGAUUGUGUGGUGCAAGCAGCUUGUGAUGGCUAUUGUUCGCGCCUUUUUUGACAUAGUCGAUUCAUCCACAAAACAAAUUACUACAUCCCGGAAGUUGAUUGUCGAUACAUUUGAAUUUCAUUUAGCAAAAAGGAUUGCAGGGAAACGCUUCAAGCGAGCUACAUAUUCCGAAGAAGUGACAUUUGACCAGAAUGCAGAUUGGAUAGUUUUAGAGACGCGUCAAGAAACCUAUGUGGCCAACAAGACUUUAAAGAACACUUUUCUUGUAAUACCAUUAAACCCAACUCAUCGCCUGUAUCAGAAGGCAACUGUUGUUGCUUCCAAUCUAAACAGAAAAGACUGGAUUAUGGCUUGCAAAACUGAGAUGAGACAAGAUAAGAGAAUUUGUGUAAAGGGGGAAAAUUUAUCCCAAAAAACCAAAAAACUUUAUGGAAAAGUUAAAAUGGUACAACUUGAGUUACCUGCACUGAGCAAGAAUGGUUACACUGCAAUUGCUGUGUACAUUGGUCCAACAGAUGAAAGGGUUGAGGUAGCCAUAGAUGUGCACAGUGAGAAUGGUCGUCACCGAUCAGUUGAAGUUCCUGUGUUUAUACGAUCCUUCACACAGACGUUGAUAGUGGAUACAACUCCCCAAAAGGCUUUAUCGUAUAAUGUUAGUCUCUUGGGGUUGCAAGAACCUUGGCAGUCUUUCAGGUUCAUGUUAAGGCCCCGUCAAAGGUGUGAGGGACAAACUGUCACUACAGCCAUGAUUUAUAUGCCAUGGGCUCAGAAGGAGUCAUACCUACAAAGAAGCGGUCAAGUGGUAUCAUUUAGUGCAGAACUGGACCUUCCUCCCCCACCAGGUGAUAAUUCGUCUGCAAGUAUCCAGUUCUUUUUGAAUCCCCAGUGUACGUAUUCUGUGAUCAUACAAGGAAGUCUUAUUGGAGUUUUCAGACGUUUGGUUUGGCUUUAUGGUGCUCAGAUUCCCUCAUACUGUGCUGUACAUCUCCUGCUUGCACUCGCCAAUCAGCUAAAGGUUAUAGGAGAGGAAGGAUAUUGCCCUUCAUUCUUUUCAGCAGUUAUUGCUUUGUCACCAGUUACUGUCGUCCCUUUCACCAAGGUCAUCAAUUUGAUAUUGUACAAUCUAGAUAUACUAGAUGAUUUUACGGUCAUGUCCAACAACGGUGAAAGUCUUGGCAUUCUUCCCAUCUUGAUGUUCUUAGGUAUUCUACCCAUUACAUUAAUCAUUGGACUGGUCACUUGGGGAAUGGUUAUACUUUCUGGCAAUGCUGCUCAUUCUUUCAUUGUCAAGGUUUUGGGACGUACCAUAGGUGGUGGUGAAGUAGUCGGAGAUGUAGUAAUUGCAGGGUUGUCUCGAGUACCACUUUUAGUUAGCGUGGCUCUUAUUUCUUUAUCUUAUUCUUCUUGUGGUACAUUGGCUCUCUGCUUAAGUGCUGGAUUCUAUUUCAUCAAGAUUUUCAGGUUAUAUGAAGAUUAUAUUCAAACUUUCCUGACACAGCUAAUACCUGGAAUGAGGAAAGAAGCUGAUGAUAGAAAAGCUCUGUCAUCAAUUCAUUUCCACAUUACUCUCUUGCUUCUUGUCACCUUGGUAGCAGCAUUCAACAUACCUGCUCUCAUUAUAUGGGGAAGGUCUCUUGGUCAUAAUCUGCAGUUGCCAGAGGAUCCGUCCCUUAUUGUUACUGUUUGGCUGUUGGCUGUGUUGUGUUUUCUGUGGCAAUGGGAGAUUCCUAGAGUCGAUAAGAAUUACUACAAAUAUGUAAGUCAUGCAGUUCGUGGAAUAGCCGUCUUCACACUUCUCUUUGGUAGCAUUCACAUUUAUCGGGUUCCAUACUUUUUGGUGUUGGCUCUUACACUCAUGACCAUCCAUCAGCUUCUAGCUCCUACUAAACCUUUGGUCACACAGGUAUCUGAUGAAGUUAGUAGUAAUGAUAUCACUCGAGAUAACUACAUUGAUGAGAUUGAAGAAGAGUAUUUAGCUUCAUAAGGUAGGAUUUUCCAAGGGUUUAGGGUUAUUGUAGUGUAAGCAACAGAUGCGUUGUGAUUUUACAAUGUAAAAGUAACAAAUGCCUGUGAUGACAAUGGCUUCCUGUUGUAAGUAUAGAUGAAGCUGAUUAGUUUUAGGUAUAGCCAGUGAUGUAAAAGACUUUUUCAUAAUUUUAGCCUCUUAAUCAGAUGAGCUCAUGCUAACCAUAUUUUACAUAGCAGUCUGCUGUGCUGAUAGCACAGUGAAUAGGGUUGAAUUGAGCAUUUAGUGCAGCCAUCUGGUAUUGAUUGCUAUCUUGUACAUACCAAAUGUUUUUGUUGGUAAAACAUUUAAUAGCAGUUCUAGUAAUGACUGCAUAUAGCAUUGGUACUGUAUAUGAGCUUAAUCUUAAGUAAAAAUUGGUAGCUAUUUAUGUAGUGUUAAUGCAUUUGCUAACAUAGCAUUCUAGACAAUAAGAAAAGGAUAAGUUUAGCUAUUUGAAGAAUAGGAGUUGCAUUAAAUCUAGAAACAAGUAUAGGCAGUCCCUGGGUUAUGUCAGACUGGUUAUGGUGUUCCGAGGUUAUGCCUCUUUUCAAAUGUGGAUAUGUACAACUAUGAAUAAAAAAUCAGCUCCAGGUUACAACGGAUAUUCCGAGAUUUUGUCGUCUUACACUGCAACAGAACAAUCAAAUUACAGUUACAAUAUAAAGUGAAAAUUUGGAGGUUUUUGGAUGCACACCACAUUAGAAUACGAGUACAAUACUGUACACAACACCCAGAGGAUUAAAGGUAAAGCUUUCAUUACUUUAUUUCUCAAUUUUUAUACUUUAUUUCUCAUUUUUCUUGCGAUGUUCCGGGUUACAGCACGGCAUCAGAAUGGAACCCCUGACGUAACCUAGAGAUUGCCUGUAGUGGCAAAUUUGAUAUUAUACUUUUCUGAAUCGGUCAAAUUUUGCCGAGAUACAUCUAUAUCUAGAAAAUGCGAGAAGCCUGCCAUUUCUUACAUAACAGUAUUUGCUCACGGAGAUAGAUAUAAGUCAAGAGGACACUUGAAAUUUUAAAGAUUUUUUUCCAAGUUCAAGCAAUGAAAUAUUGGACAGAAGGUUUGUGUUUUUUCUUCUCAUAAUCUUUUGUAAGGUUUGAAAAGUACAGUGCUAAGAGUAUUUUAGCCAUCCAUCAUGAAAUAGUAAGUAUUAGGUACAGUACGUAUUGUAAAAGUUUUGUGAGUGCAGGUAUCAUGUUUCUGAGUAGCUACUUCAUUGCAGUACAGUAGUAAAGUAUUUUUAUAUACGGACUAUAAGAAAUUUUCUUUGCUGCUAAAGCUUUCUGGAGGUUUUUUUUAUAUUACUAAUGACCAAGCAAUUGAUACAAUACAAUAUGGAAAAUGGUACAUGCUUAUCAAUUAUUGCUUCAUAGAUCAACCCAAGGUGUUUUAAAAGUCAGACUACAUGACAGUUUUCCAAGACAUUUUAUGAGAUGCUUUUCAUUUUAACGUAAAUUUCAAAUAUUUUUAGCAAUGCCACUGAUGAUUAAGAAGCACUACUAAUAAUUGAUAAUUUUAAGGUACUGCAAGUAGGAGUCAGAAGGAUUAUACAGUAUUGACUUUUAUAUAAAAUGUCUCAGGGGAAUUAUUGUAUGGUACUCCAAGAUUGAGUACUAUACAGCAAAUAGAGUUAUACAUCUAGAGCAUUUAAUAUUAUGCUACAGUCAUAGAAUUCAUACAUUUCAGGCUUCUUCAAUAUCAAUUUAAAUGCUUUCUGGUCAACAUUUAGUCUAGUCUAGAUUUUGCUUUAUCUCUUGAAUUUAUAUAAUAACUUAUCCCAACAAUGUACAGUACCUGUACUGUGUUUUGUAUGGCCCAGUGCCAGUCAGUGUAGAGCACAGGUACUGUUAUAUGAUCUCAUUUUUCUUUUUUAAAUACUAAAGCCGAUACAUUUCUGGUGCUUUCAUUUUGAAAAUUAUGCUUCAAAAGGAAAUAUAAGAUAGAAGAAGUAUGAGGUCUGUAUAUGCUUGGUAGCUUAGAUAUUCAUGGACAUUAAAUGCUGUUCAGUGGCAAAUAUACCAUUCAUUUAGUUAACUUUUCACUAUGAUGCUACUGUUUUUCAGUUGCUUCAAUGGCUCACCAAACUUCUUUUUUUUCACUGGUUGUGAUUUACAAGUUGAUUUAUGAAUGUUUUGUCAGGUGACCUGGCUCUGGAACUGCUUGGUCAUUCAGUACAAUUGUAAUAGGCAUAAAAAGAGAUUACUCAUUAAAGAACUUUAGGAUACAUUAGUCAUAACCAGCUCCAAGUUACAAGUUGUCAGAAAAAAUUUUUGCUUGAUGACCUAACAUGCUGUAAAAUCUCUGGAACAAUUGGCUUUAUUCUAUGUAAAUCAGCAGUUCUCAAGUAGGCAGUUUCUCUCAAACAGAAGUCUUUCAAGUGUGUAGUAUAUAUUAUAUACAAAAUGUUCAAUUUUGUUACAAUUGGCCUCUUGAAAACAGUUUGCUGUUUAUCAAAAAUACACAAGUGAUUCUGAGAAAAUUAUUGUGUAAGGGUGAAACAUUCAUUUUAAUGCAUUUUUUAUACCAAAUAUUUUUAUUAUUUCAAAUUAACCAGUAAAAUUUAGUUUGGUACACCAUGGCUCCUUGAAUUAUUAGUCUGGUACACCAUGGGUUCUUGAAUUAUACCUUUAGAUUUAUAUAAUGUAUCAGGUAUUGAAUAUAUUCUGUUGUAAUGUAUGAAAAUAUUUUCAUACUAUUCUCUUAUGUUAUUUAUUAGCAAAAGCAAUUGGUAAUGAAUUUUGUAGGAGUAUAAGUAAUACUUGUAAGCUAAAAUGAGUGCAGUAAUUGUUAUAACCUAAUUAAUAACAUUGUUUGUUAGCAAGGGAAAAAUUUCUUUCUAGGAGCCAACAAAGUAUAGUAUACUUUUUUUUUUUUUUUUUUAAGAGCUGCCCUCUUGUUUUACAAUUGUGAAAAGUAAACAAUGAUUUUGUUACUGUUUUGAACUUUUUUUUUUAUUAUUAUUAUUAUUGAGGGAUGUGCAUUAGAAAGAAUUAUAAUCUUAGAUUUGCAUUUAAAAAUUAUGAUUAAUAUUAUCUGAAUUUAUGAUCAGUAUAUUUUAUAAUAGAAUAUUAAGUGAAAA